Solanum verrucosum is the source of this 1878-nucleotide messenger RNA. RefSeq lists its product as uncharacterized. NCBI's taxonomy places the organism in Eukaryota, Viridiplantae, Streptophyta, Magnoliopsida, Solanales, Solanaceae. Bases 1 to 1878 code for a protein of 625 amino acids. Gene Ontology annotation, biological process: DNA integration. The record is from RefSeq and is a predicted model, not a curated record. The transcript is spliced from 4 exons. Gene Ontology annotation, molecular function: nucleic acid binding.
AUGAAAAAGGGCACUCUUUUCGAAUGGGACCAAGCUUGUAGUAAUGCCUUUGAGAGCAUCAAGUCUUACUUGACAAAACUACCAGUUUUAGCAGCUCCUGUUCUUGGAAAGCCAUUGAUACUUUACAUAUUAGCUCAAGAAAGAUCAGUGGGAGCACUCUUAGCCCAAGAGAAUGGCAAAGGGACAGAAAAUUCCCUUUACUACUUAAGUAGGAUGAUGACACCAAAUGAGUUGAAGUACUCGCCAAUCGAAAAGCUAUGUUUGGCCUUUGUCUUCUCAAUUCAGAAGAUGAAACACUACUUUCAAGCUCACGUCGUUCGUCUUAUUUCUAAAUCCAACCCCAUCAAAUUUGUGAUGUCGAAACUUGUCCUCAAUGAUCGACUAGAAAGAUGGUAUCUCCAGUUUCAACAAUUUGAAAUUGUGUAUGUUCCUCAAAAGGCUGUGAAAGGGCAAGCAUUGGCAGACUUCUUAGCAGACCACCCGAUACCUGAUGAUUGGGACCCCACCAAUGAAUUACCUGAUGAAGAUGCAAUGGUUGUUGAAGUUCAACCGCCUUGGAAGAUGUAUUUUGAUGGGGCCUCACAUCGCAAAGGAGCUGGCGUUGGGGUGAUAUUUGUCACUUCUCGAGAGGAGAUCUUGCUAUGGCUUGAAGAUGUAACUCUUCAACAUGUUCUAAGGAAGAGGAAUAAGAAAGAUGAUGCUUUAGCCGUUUUGGCUUCAACUUUAACUCUGCCUGAUCAAGCGCAAAUCACUAUCUACCAAAAAUGGAUAGUACCACCGGAUGUGGAUGAAAAAAGCAAAUUUGAACAUCUUGUAGCUAUCUCACAAGCUAAGAUAGUCGAUUGGAGACAUGAUCUGAUCGAUUACUUGUUUUACAAUAUACUUCCAGAAGAUCCAAAGAGAAAGACCGAAAUUCGUCGUCGUGCUCCUAGGGAGUCCUCUUGCGUUGUUUGGGGGAAGAAGAAGCGAUUCAAGCUAAGCAAGAAGCACAUUCUGGAGUUUGUGGAUCACAUCAAUCUGGGCCCAAGGCUAGACGUGAUUGGACCACUACCUAAAUCUUCUGGUGGUCACUUGUACAUCUCGACUGCGGCAAAUUACUUUUCAAAAUGGGCUGAGGUUGUAGCCCUCAAAGAAGUAAAGAAGGAAAAUGUUGCAAACUUCAUCAGGGUGAACAUCAUCUAUCGUUUUGGCAUUCCUAGUUAUAUACUAACAGAUAAUGGAAAUUCAUUCACCAAUAAAUUGAUGGAUAAGAUCUGCAACCUUUUUGGCUUCAAGCAACGUAAUUCAUCAAUGUAUUACACUUCUGCAAAUGGACUAGCGGAAGCCUUUAACAAGACCUUGUGCAACUUGUUAAAGAAGGUCGUCUCCAAAUCUAAAAGGGAUUGGCAUGAUAGUAUGGAAGAAGUUCUUUGGGCAUACCGGAUGACUCAUCGCACGCCGACUCAAGCAACUCUUUAUUCUCUUGUUUUUGGAACUGAAGCAGUCUUUCCACUUGAACGACAAAUACCGUUAUUGAGGCUUGCCAUCCAAGAGGGACUUACUGAAGAAGAAAAUGUUUGUCUGUGUCUUGAAGAGUUAGAAUCUCUCAAUGAUAAAAGGUUGGAAGCUCAACAAAGUCUUGAGUGCUAUCAAGCUCGUCUUUCUCGUGCUUUCAAUAAAAAGGUUCGCCUAAGGUCUUUCCAAGUCGGUGAUCAAGUCCUUGCGGUAAGAAGACCAAUUAUCAUAUCUCAUAAAUCGAAAAGCAAGUUCACAUCAAAAUGGGAUGGACCAUAUGCCAUUCAAGAAGUCUAUUCAAGCGGAGCUUACAAAAUUGUGGAUGCAGACGGCUUGCGGAUUGGUCCCAUCAAUGAAAGAUUCUUGAAGAAGUACUAUCCUUGA